Messenger RNA from Alosa alosa (allis shad), 1609 nucleotides. RefSeq names its product histidine--tRNA ligase-like. Bases 84 to 1508 code for a protein of 474 amino acids. Gene Ontology annotation, biological process: histidyl-tRNA aminoacylation; mitochondrial translation. The transcript is spliced from 13 exons. Gene Ontology annotation, molecular function: histidine-tRNA ligase activity; identical protein binding; ATP binding. Gene Ontology annotation, cellular component: cytoplasm; mitochondrion. The record is from RefSeq and is a predicted model, not a curated record. Lineage: Eukaryota; Metazoa; Chordata; Actinopteri; Clupeiformes; Clupeidae.
GCCUAGAGAAGCAGAGUCGCAGGAACUGUCUUGCAACACAGGACGCUCAGUUCAUUCUUUCACUGGUCCGUAUAAGAAGCAGCAUGGCUGAGAAGGCACAGAAACAAGAGACUGAUGAGAAGGCGCCGUCAGGAGGAGAUGAAGGCAAAUACCUCCUCAAGACCCCCAAGGGCACUAGGGACUAUAACCCAAAGCAGAUGGCCAUUAGGGAGAAGGUGUUCAACACCAUCACCAACAGCUUCAAGCGUCAUGCAGCCGAGACCAUCGACACGCCGGUCUUUGAACUGAAGGAAACAUUAAUGGGGAAGUACGGAGAAGACUCCAAACUGAUUUAUGACCUGAAGGACCAGGGGGGAGAACUCCUGUCCCUCAGAUAUGACCUCACCGUGCCAUUCGCCCGUUACUUAGCCAUGAACAAAAUCACUAACAUCAAACGGUACCACAUCGCCAAGGUGUAUCGCCGUGACAACCCAGCUAUGACCCGUGGACGCUAUCGCGAGUUCUACCAAUGCGAUUUUGAUGUAGCUGGGCAGUACGAUCCCAUGAUUCCUGAUGCAGAGUGUCUGAAGAUAAUCUACGAAAUCCUAACUGAACUGGACCUGGGGAACUUCCAGAUCAAGGUAAAUGACAGAAGGAUCCUGGAUGGCAUGUUCAGUGUGUGUGGAGUUCCUGAUGACAAGUUCCGCACCGUCUGCUCCUCUGUGGACAAACUGGACAAGAUGCUAUGGGCCGAGGUGAAGACUGAGAUGGUGAAGGAGAAAGGACUCCCAGAGAGUGUAGCAGAUAUGAUUGGAGAGUACGUCAGCAAGAAAGGUGGACUGGAACUGGCCGAGAAGCUGUUGGAGGACCCUAAGCUGUCUAUGAGUGAACCUGCUCUUGCUGGCCUCAAGGACAUCAAGCUUCUCUUCGGGUACCUGCAGCUCUUCAAGAUCACAGACAAGGUGGUGUUUGACCUGUCUCUAGCGCGCGGGCUGGAUUACUACACAGGUGCCAUCUUCGAGGCUGUGCUGACCGGUGAUGGCAGUGGCAGCGCGGGACAGGACAUCAAUGUGGGCAGUGUUUCUGGGGGUGGCCGUUACGAUGGCCUGGUGGGGAUGUUCGACCCCAAGGGCCGCAACGUUCCGUGCGUAGGCUUCAGCAUCGGCAUCGAGAGGAUCUUCUCCAUCGUGGAACAGAAGACGGACGCUAAAGGUGUGAAGGUCCGUACAACAGAAACACAGGUAAUGAUCGCCUCAGCUCAGAAGAACCUUCUGGAAGAGAGACUCAAACUCACUGCAGAGUUGUGGGAUGCAGGGAUAAAGGCGGAGGUGAUGUACAAGGAGAACCCUAAACUCCUGAGCCAGCUGCAGCACUGUGAGGAGACGGGCAUCCCGCUGGUGGCCAUCUUGGGAGAGCAGGAGCUCCGGGAUGGCAUCGUUAAACUGCGUGACGUCGCCAACAGAGAAGAGGUGGACAUCUCAAGAGCAAACCUGGUGGAGGAGAUCAAGAAGAGAAUCUCUCAGUCAUAAGUCCAUGCAAACAAACACACCUAAAUGAAUCAAAGUUUUGAUAUCAAUCUGUAAAAUUUGUUCAGGAGACAUCAUCAUCAAUAAAGACAUAAAUAAAAUAA